UACUCUACUAAAGCGAGCAUCAAACCCGAACAUAGGCCAGGCGAUGUCGGGAAAUUCGUCGUUGACCUAGUUGUUGGAGGUGUAUCUGCUGCUUUAUCGAAAACGGUCGUCGCACCUGUCGAAAGAGUGAAACUACUGUUACAGGUCCAAUAUUCACACAAGAGUAUUGGUGUCCAGAAUCGUUAUAAAGGAAUCGUGGACGCUUUCAUUCGUGUUCCUAGUGAGCAAGGUUUUCUCUCUUUUUGGAGAGGAAAUUUCACAAAUGUGAUGCGUUAUUUCCCCACACAGGCUUUAAAUUUCGCUUUCAAUGAUCUCUACAAAUCAGUUCUUCUCAAGGAUGUCAGUUAUACAUCCGGUGGUUGUGCAGGCUCCACAACUCUCUGUUUCGUGUAUCCACUUGAUUUUAUACGGACUAGGCUAUCCGUCGACGUCGGUACCCACAAAGCCAAUAGAGAUUACUUGGGCUUUGUGGAUUGCCUUAAGCAGACCGUUCAGUCUGAUGGCGUAAAAGGAUUGUAUAGAGGUUUCUUCAUUUCUAUCCAAACCUAUUUCAUAUAUCGUGCGGUGUAUUUUGGUAUGUAUGAUACCAUACGACAAUCUAUAGAGAAAGAUAAGAAAAAUUUGCAUUUCGUCAGCUCUUUUGUCAUCGCCCAAGUGGUGUCAAUCUUCUCUGCUUAUUUGACGUAUCCAUGGGAUACAGUUAGGCGGAGAAUGAUGAUAAAAGGUACUUUAAGCACUGGAAAAGCAUUUACGGCUGCAAAACGUAUUCUUGCUGAGGAAGGCAUACCUGGAUUGUUUAAAGGAGGAUUGGCUAACAUUCUCAGGUUAGCAGUUAAACAUCUAAAAGCGUUAUUUUACAAAACUCAAAAGCAUCUACUUGCAUUUUACUAA
Molecule: messenger RNA, 891 nt
Organism: Angiostrongylus costaricensis
Lineage: Eukaryota; Metazoa; Nematoda; Chromadorea; Rhabditida; Metastrongylidae
Source: the annotation of a GenBank genome assembly